Molecule: messenger RNA, 3928 nt
Organism: Phalaenopsis equestris
Lineage: Eukaryota; Viridiplantae; Streptophyta; Magnoliopsida; Asparagales; Orchidaceae
Product: DNA mismatch repair protein PMS1
Exons: 14
Coding region: 522-3425 (967 amino acids)
Biological process (GO): mismatch repair
Cellular component (GO): MutLalpha complex
Molecular function (GO): ATP binding; mismatched DNA binding; ATP hydrolysis activity
Source: RefSeq, a predicted model, not a curated record
GCUUACAGGACGUGAACGCAGCCCUCCUUCCUGCACGCUAGGGCUCGGUUCGUCUUCGAUAGUACAGCACUCGAAGGCCUUCCCUGUCUUCACUGAAGUACUACGAGCUUAUAUUCCUUCGAUUAGCCAAUGUGCGUGUAACAGCUCCAGCACCUCCUGUCUGGCCUUCGAUCAUCUCCUUGCUCGGCUUUGCAAGCGCGCUCGAGGUCAGUUACCACUGCAAUCGUCUCUGCACUAGCUGAUUGAUCUCCCUCUCCUUCGAGUGGAUCGAUCUUCCUCCUGACGCAAACUUGCCUUGUCUUCCUCUCUCGAACCGCUCAACAAUCACACUCCUUCGCGGCUCUGCAUUAAUAUUGGGCUUUACAGAGCUACUGAGAGUGAUCGUGUCAGAGAGAUUGGGCGAGUAACAAAGAAGUAGAGCGUGGACAAAGAAGAGGAGAGUGAGUGGACGAGUGGCAGGGAUAGAGCAAGCGAACAAGAGAUUUGACGAGCGAGUAUCAUGAUCGAGGACUCGAGCGAGGAUGGAAAAGCAAAAUAAUUUUCCAGUUAUCAAGCCCAUCAACAAGGCUGUGGUGCAUAGAGUUUCUUCAGGACAAGUCAUCUUAGAUCUUUCAUCUGCUGUGAAAGAAUUGGUUGAAAACAGUCUGGAUGCUGGUGCAAGCAGCAUUGAAAUCAAUUUGAAGGAGUAUGGCGAAGAAUUUUUCAAGGUUGUGGAUAAUGGAUGUGGCAUUUCACCUGAGAAUUUUCAGGUGCUCGCUAGAAAGUAUCAUACGUCGAAAAUCACAGAUAUCUCUGACCUUCACUCUUUGACGACUUUUGGCUUUCGCGGAGAAGCACUGAGUUCACUCUGUGCCUUGGGUACUUUGACUGUUGAAACAAGAACUAAGAACGAGGCUGUAGGAACACAUUUAACAUUUGAUCAUACUGGAUCAGUGAUUUCAGAAAGAAAAACUGCACGUCAAGUUGGCACCACUGUGGCAGUGGAGAAACUGUUUUCCACUUUGCCCGUGCGUAAUAAAGAAUUCUGUCGUAACAUCAGAAGAGAAUAUGGAAAGCUAACUUCUUUGUUAAAUGCCUAUGCUCUCAUGACUAAAGGAGUUCGUUUUCUUUGCACCAACAUAACUAGUAAAAAUUCGAAAUCGGUGGUGUUGAAAACUCAGGGAAACAUCUCAGUCAAAGAAAACAUCAUAACUGUCCUCGGUUCAAACACUUUCCAAUGUCUUGAGCCUUUGAGUAUACAUAUAUCAGAACACUGCACUGUUGAGGGUUUUUUAUCGAAACCUGGUUAUGGUAGCGGCCGAAAUAUGGGAGAUAGGCAAUUCUUCUACAUUAAUGGUAGGCCUGUUGAUAUGCCAAAAGUGAGUAAACUUCUAAAUGAAGUAUAUAAAAGCUCAAAUUCCAAGCAGUAUCCAAUCGCAAUUAUGAAUUUUAUCAUACCAGCGACAUAUUAUGAUGUCAACGUAACUCCUGAUAAGCGGAAGGUUUUUAUUAGCGACGAGGGCUCAAUUAUGAUUUCGUUGAGAGCAGAAAUUGAGAAAAUUUACUCGCCACAUCAAUGCAGUUAUUCUAUCAAUAACAUCACAAAGUCCUCCGUAGAAACCAAUGUAUAUAUGCAGGAUGAUGUUGAAGUAGAUGCUAUUCAGGAUCCUAAUGUCAUGGAUUUAGCUGGCUCUACUGAUCGGGGUUUGGAUGAUGAUUCCCCAAUGACCUUAGAAACUGGUAACCGGUACAUUGACAAUGAAAGCAUGUCUGAUUUUGAUGAUGACGGCCCUCCUAGAAAGUUCGUAAAAAGUGUUGAUGAAAGUAAGUGUAAUCGCCAUUUAAAGCAGUCAAUGUAUGCCAAGUUAAAUACGAAUGUUGAUGAGAAAGUCCGUUCAAAGCUUGUUCGGUCAUCUCUUUCAAGGUUUUGCCAUGUAAAUAAGAGGAAACAUGAAAAUAGUUGCAGCAUGUUAUCUGAAAUGCCUUUGUUACGGGAUGAAAGAACUUCCAGACAAAUUAGCAAAACUGGUUCGGAAAAAAAUGGUUCGACAUUAAUAAGGAAAAUUCAUAUUUCAGAAGAUGAUGUAUCAGUUUUUAAAGCAGAUAGAUCAGAACAUAAUCAUGAAGCCUAUAAUGACUCCAACAAGGUGGAUGGUUUUUGUUCAUUACAACCUAAAACUUGCAAUAGAGGUUAUAACAAGGAAAAUUCAAAAGAGCAUCAUUCAGUAUUUUCCAUUUCAGAGUCAGCAUUGGAAGCUUCACCUGGAGAAAACCUAGAAAUUAAAUCAGGAGAACUUUUAACUUUAGAUUCAUCAUUGGAGGAAGCACAUAAUAUAAAUAGUAGAAUGAUAAAAGCAUAUUCAGAAGAGCAUCAUUCAGCAUUUUCCAUUUCAGGGUCAGCAUCGGAAGCUCCACCUGGAGAAAACCUAGAAAUUAAAUCAGGAGAACUUUUAACUUUAGGUUCAUCAUUGGAGGAGGCACAUAAUAUCAAUAGUAGAAUGAUAAAAGCAUGUUCCACUCAAAACACCUAUCCUCAUCUGCAGUUUAGCAUAUAUGAUAUUAGAAAAAGAAGGGAUAAGAGGAUGUCAAGAUUGUUCUCUGGAAAGUCUAAAACUGAAGGAAGAAUUCGAAGUUGUUACUCUGCUGCAACAAUUACAAAUUCUCAGUCAGAAAAUGAUGAGGGAAAAACAGACUCUUUAGUCGCCGCUGUUAUAGAGUUAGAGAGAUUUUUCAGGAAAGAAGAUUUUGGAAGAAUGGAGGUCAUUGGGCAAUUCAAUCUUGGUUUUAUCAUCGGAAAAUUGGAUCAAGACUUGUUCAUAAUUGAUCAGCAUGCUGCUGAUGAAAAAUACAAUUUCGAGUGCAUCUCAAAAUCAGCCCUAAGUCUGCAGCCUCUAAUGAAGCCAAUAGAAUUGGAACUUUCACCUGAAGAGGAAGUAGUGGCUUCUAUGAAUAUGGACAUAAUCAGGAAAAACGGGUUUCUUCUGAUGGAAGACAUGAAUGCAGCUCCCAGACAUCGAUUUCUGCUAAAAGCUGUACCAUUCAGCAAGAAAAUAACUUUUGGUGUUGAAGACCUUAAGGAGCUUAUUUCUACCCUCAAUGACAGCGAAGGAGAGUGCUCCAUCAUCAGUAGUUACAAAAUGGACACUGCUGAUUCCAUUUGUCCUUCAAGGGUCCGUGCCAUGUUUGCUUCACGUGCUUGUCGGAUGUCUGUUAUGAUCGGUGAUCCACUUGCAAAACCUGACAUGAAAAAGAUACUUAAGAGUUUGGUAGAUCUCAAGUCUCCCUGGAACUGCCCUCAUGGUAGGCCAACAAUGCGCCAUCUUGUUGACUUGACUAUGGUUUGUAACAGAAGGACUACUUUGGAUGCAUCUCAUGUUGCCGACAUAUACUUCAAGUGGUGCGUGUUCAUGGAGUACCCCAUACUAUUGUCUCCAAUCGAAAUGUGAAGUUCUCAAGUCACUUAUGGCAAACCUUGUGGAGGAAGUUUGGAACUAAAUUACAAUUUAGUUCAACGGCCCAUUCUCAAACGGAUGGCCAAACCAAAUGCAAGCUUGAGGAAUUUGUUGAGAUGAUAUGUGGGAAAAAAAUAUACGACAAUUAGACCUUUUAUUAUCAUAAUUGGAGUUUGCUUACAAUAAGUACCGCAAUCACACCUCCAAGUUUAGUCUCUUUGAAGUGGUGUCUGGCCGCAAUUCCCUGCCCUUUCUCCCUUGGAUCUCUUACUUAUCAUGGAAAUGUGUUUGGUCUGUAACUAGGUUGUACUCUUCCUGGGGGUGUUUGUGAGGCCUGUUAGCUGCUGUCCUAAACUGAUUCCUGUUGCCAACUGUGGCAGUUUUCAGUUCUUGAAGGAAGACAGCUGAGUGAUCAGUUGUUUCCCUGUUGUGUCACCAUCACAGAAGGGGAAAAACAAUAGGUUUUCCCCUAUCGCGCGGAGUUUACACACUUGAGC